Boeremia exigua is the source of this 939-nucleotide messenger RNA. RefSeq lists its product as uncharacterized. Lineage: Eukaryota; Fungi; Ascomycota; Dothideomycetes; Pleosporales; Didymellaceae. The record is from RefSeq and is a predicted model, not a curated record. Bases 1 to 939 code for a protein of 312 amino acids. The transcript has 2 exons.
AUGGAACCACACGCGGGCGAGGAGGCGGUUGCUUCUGCUGUGCAGUCGCCUUCGCCGGCUCAUGUCGCGCCUGCUACGAAUGCGGAUCCUGAUAUUCAGCGUAUCAUGGAUGUCUGCACGAAGCUGAAAGCGGAGGAUAGGCCUAAGAUGCUCAAGAUCUGUGAGAGCUUCCUCAUCGACGCCAACAGAGACCGGGGUGGUUACUACAUCAGCAGCUAUGUUCCGGAUCCACAGCCGUUUCGAUUCAUGGAUCUGCCGAUUGAGCUCAGGGUAGAGAUUGCACGAUAUGCGCUUGCUUCUGAUGAGCCGCUGUCGUUUCAGUGGUCAUACGGAGCUGAAAAGGAGCUCAUCGGUUCCUUCCGAGGGUUGGAGGAACUCACUGCACUCACACGUGUAUCGAAACAACUUCACACCGAGCUGGCUAACAUUACAUGGACUGUAAACACGCAUUUUCGGUUUGACUCGAUCGCAUCUGACGAGGUUCAAGAAGACUACGAUUACGAUGAUGUUGAUGUUGAUCAAAACAAUAUCAUGGUCGACAAGGCGCUAGUCUACUUUUCGAAAGUAAUUGUCAACGCAUGCUUCUCAAAGACUUUGUUCAUCAUUGUCAAGUACUACCUCCGGCACCACCGCGAGUACAAACAUUUCAGAGAGCACAUGUCAUCGCUAGCGAAGCAAUUACCGAUGGUCAAGUGGACGGUCAUAAACGGCUUAUGGAACCUAACGUCGGAAUGCGUCAAGAGGACAGUUCUGAUUGCAGAUUUUAUGAGCAGGGGUCGUCAAGCAGCGUCGGAAUUGGCCAAAUUAGAUGCGGACGGUAUUCCCCGGAAUUGGAAUCUUUUGCCACUCAUCAUUGGCGGACACCGUACCCAGAUCAAACAGAAGUUGUUAGCAGCAGGCUUCGAGGAGGCGGCGGAGUGGAUGGAUCGGGGUGUGUAG